Messenger RNA from Plasmodium cynomolgi strain B, 656 nucleotides. RefSeq lists its product as hypothetical. Gene Ontology annotation, cellular component: intracellular membrane-bounded organelle. NCBI's taxonomy places the organism in Eukaryota, Apicomplexa, Aconoidasida, Haemosporida, Plasmodiidae. The record is from RefSeq and is a predicted model, not a curated record. The coding region runs from base 300 to 656 and encodes 118 amino acids. The transcript is spliced from 5 exons. Gene Ontology annotation, molecular function: 2 iron, 2 sulfur cluster binding.
AAAUGCUCCCCCAAAAUAUCCCACAAACGCGUAGAGAUACAUGCGGUUUAUUCCUGCGCGCCAAGCGAAACGCAGAUUUGCUGAAGCGAAAAGAACUUUUCCCACAAAGGGGGGAAACUUCACAAGAGCAGCAGUGCGCGGUAAGGCGAAGCAGUGUUAAACCGUCACUACACCAGUUACCUGUGCAAUAGGGCGAAGGAAGCGCACACCGGCUUCUCCCCUACACGGCUUCCCCCCAACGUGCUUCACGGCCGCUUGCGAAGUAUCCAAUCUGAUUGCCACAUUACAAAGGAGGGAAAAUGAGUUGGGCACAGUGGUGGCCUCAUGACCCAGCCCCCAAAACGGACUCCCUUGAUCCGUACCUCGUCAAAGUGGAGAAGCAAAAGGUUUACUGGUACUGUGCCUGCGGGACGAGCAAAAAUCAACCGUGGUGUGAUGGAACCCACAAAGGGAGUGGAAGGAAACCCAUCAUGUACAUCCCCCAGACAAGUGGAUACAGACUUCUGAGUGGUUGCAGGCAGAGCACACACCUUCCGCAUUACGAUUUUUCGGAUUUAUGGGUCCGAGCGAAUAAAAACGUCCCGAAAGCUGCCGUCUUUACAUACGUUGCGCUUUUUUCAUUUGGAAUUAUGACCACCUGGUUGUUUCACCCGUAG